Molecule: messenger RNA, 1787 nt
Organism: Hipposideros armiger (great roundleaf bat)
Lineage: Eukaryota; Metazoa; Chordata; Mammalia; Chiroptera; Hipposideridae
Gene: RTL3
Product: retrotransposon Gag like 3
Exons: 2
Coding region: 240-1787 (515 amino acids)
Molecular function (GO): zinc ion binding; nucleic acid binding
Source: RefSeq, a predicted model, not a curated record
CAGACAGCCAAGCUCCUGGACUAAGUUUCUGAAUGUGUAUCUGAUACUUCCCUUUGCUGAUCUCUGGAGGCUCCCAGUAACCUCCUGGUAAUCAAACUUGGCAGGGCUCAAAUCCCCACCUCCUGGAAAAUUUAAGGAGCUUGACAUCUGCCUGUGAGGAGCUUUUACAAAGACCUCACAAGAACCCAAACAAUCUCUCUUGGCAGCAAACUGCCAAACCGAGCCCAUUUCCUCAAAAGAUGGUGGAGGACUUAGCGGCCUCCUAUAUUGCUCUGAAAUUGGAAAAUGAAAUUCUGCAGGCCCAAGUGCAGAGGCUGAUGGAAGAAAAUGCUGCCCUCCAGGCCCAAAUCCCAGAGCUCCAGAAGCCCCAAGCAGCCAUGGAGGAUGAACGACUCCAGAAGCCCUCAGAGGCCCAGGAGCCUCCCAAGCCCAAAGAGUCCCUGGAUCCUCCAGAGUUUGGGGAGCCCCAGAAGUCCAGAGAACCCCAGGAGCUCCAAGCCUGGGGGCCUUCAGCAUCCCAGGAGCCCCAGGUGACCCCAAUAGCCCAGGAGACCGAGAAGUCUUUAAAGCCUGCAGCAGCCCCAGAGUCCCUGGAGCUCCCAGCAACCCAGGAGCCCCAGGCACUUCCAAUGGUCCAUGGGUUCCCAGCAGCCUGGAAUUUCCAAAAGCCUCCGGAAGCUAAAGCGUCCCAGAAUACCCCAGUGGCUCAGGAGACCCACAAGGCCCCAGAAAUCAAGGAGGCUCAGAAGUCCCCUGAUACACAGGAUGCCCCAGAGGCCCAGGAGCCCCAGAAUUCAGAGCUCCAGGAUCCCCCAAAUGCCCAGGAGCUCCAGGAGGCACCAGAAUGCCAGGAAACCUCAAUACACCUAAAACCUCUUGAGCAUCUGGAGUUUCAAGUACCCCAGGAGACCCUGGAUCCUUCAAAUGCCCAUGAGUUACUAGAGCUCUCAGCACCCCAAGACUCCCUGGAGGACCAAAUCAUUAUUGAGACAUCAGCAGCUUCAGAGUUCCCACAGUCCCCCAGUGGGUUAGAGGCUGAAGCUCUCCCCUUAGAAUACCCUUUCGCCUUCAACAGGGAUGCCCAGAAGCUUCCUGAGUUCCUGGUUCAACUGAAUAGUUACAUGAGAGUCAGAGGGCACCUGUAUCCCACUGAAGCAGCCCUGGUGAGCUUCGUUGGCAACUGCUUCUCAGGUGAGACAGGAAGGUGGUUCCAGCCCUUAGUAGAUAUGCAAAGCCCCCUGCUGGAGCAAUUUGAAAGUUUCAUACAAGUGCUCCGGGAUGCUUUUGACAACCCAGAAAACAUGGAAGAUGCCAACUACCACAUCCGUCAGCUCUGCCAAGGGGAGGACCUGGUCUACCAGUAUGCGACCCACUUCUACCUCAUUGCUCAAGAUCUAAACUGGAAUGAAAGCACUCUCUGCAUCCAAUUUCAGGAAGGGCUUGCCAGUUCUAUCCCAAAUGAAUUGUCUCACACAAGCCCAGCCACCAACCUAUGUGAUCUGAUCACCCAGUGCAUCAGCCUAGAACAGAAGCUAAGUGGUAAGCCUGAUCCAAAUUCACAAGGGGCAAGUUCCUCUGAGGAGAGAGCUGGGCCUGAGAGUCCUUCAGCUGAAAACCAGCCUGUGCAGGCUGCAAGCAAUCAUCCACACCUCAGUGAAGCUGAAUGGGCCCGCCGCCGUGAAGGCCACUUGUGCCUCUACUGUGGUCAUCCUGGUCAUUUUGCCAGAGAUUGCCCUGUCAAGCCUCAUCAUGCCCAGCAGGCGGGAAACAUCGAGGCCCGGCGGUAA